Molecule: messenger RNA, 2880 nt
Organism: Colletotrichum paranaense
Lineage: Eukaryota; Fungi; Ascomycota; Sordariomycetes; Glomerellales; Glomerellaceae
Product: TBC domain-containing protein
Exons: 2
Coding region: 1-2880 (959 amino acids)
Source: RefSeq, a predicted model, not a curated record
AUGGCACCCCAAAGAUUCGCCAGUAUGCGCUUGAAGUCCCGGCCUACGCUCGUACCUUUCAAGGACGAUGCUAGCCUCAUUGCCCUUCGCUACGAGAAGACGGUCCAGGCAGAGCCUCCCAUCCCUAUUCUUACACGAAUUCCCCAAAGAUCUCACUCCUGUUCAACCCGCCGAACUUCCACUUCUGCAUCAUCAUCGACCUUCUCAAGUCCGCCUUCCAGCCCCGUCGUUGUUGCUCCUCCGCCCGCCAUCGACCAGCAUCCUGCGUUUCGUUCCCGCGCUGCGGCCCGCAAUACUACGGUAAACGAUUGGAAGAGAGAUUCAGGGCUGGCACCUACUGCAUCGUCUUCAGCGACUAUUGCAGAGGAGGACUGCGAGGACGAAGAGAGCCGUGCAUGCGCCAAGAUUGCUGCUCUGGAGGCCGACACGAUUGUUGUGCAACAAACGGAACAACCUGUGACACCUUCGGUUUGCGAAAGUACUUCCGUCGAUGAAUUGCUUCUGAGCAAACGAAUCUCUGGUCGUUGGUCCACGCCUUGCAUCGGCAAAGAGGUCGACAGCAUGGAUCAUUAUCAAAAUGUGCAGGUCGAAAUUGCGCUUGCGGAAAGAAAGAAAUCUGGGAGUAUUAGCAGCACCUUAUCGGUCGAUUCUCCCGUUGAGUUGCGGGACAAGAGUCUGGGUGACCUAUCACCUGCAUCGGCGCCAAUCAUCUCCCAUUCGCGGUCCUCAUUUGCAGCCUCCGAUGACUCGCCUAAUUUCUCCCCUGUCAACAUCCACGAAGACUUCCAACUCCUGAGCAAGGAUGCCUCUUACUUCUCUCCCAUUUCAGUGUCCAUCCCCACGGACAACCUCCUCGAAGAUGACUUCCUAACAACUCUGUCUUUCUCCAAUCGAGGCAGUCUCAUGUUUGGUGGUCUUCGCGCGUUCCCCGCACAAACCACCGACGGAACAAUGGAUGGACAGUCGCAAACGGACAAAGCACACGCGCCUCCGCCAACCCCCCCUGCUGAUGCCCCUGCAUCGGCCCCAAUCCUCCACAUUCAAUACGAAGAGCCGCCCCAGUCCACUGCCGUCAGCACCACUGAGACCAGCGCGAACCACCUGAACGCCACCGACACAACUACAACCGAAGCAACGACGGGAGAGACGACCACGACUGACACAACGACGGCAGAGACGACUGCAGAGUCGGCCUCGCAAGCCACAAUGACGACCCCCAGCAUCUGCGUCUUGUCCGCGGACGUGGAGAUGGAAUCUCGAAAGGUGAGAUCGCUCUAUGAAUCCGGCGAAGGCCUCAGGUGGGAAGACGGAGCCCGACCGUCGGAUGUUGGCGAGCGUCUCAACUCGACCGCCGAAACUCCGACGGAGGAGGUCGAAAAUGAUCCGUAUGGUUUCCUUUUGCCCGGAUUGUUGCCCGACCAGUACGCUAACGUGUCUCCUGUCUGCAGCGUCGCCGAACUCCAGCCUCCCGCUUGGGGAACUCCAAGAUCUGGAAGUUCUUAUUCCCAACGACCCGAAACACGCAGCGAGUAUGAGGUGGCCGGUGGUCUUGAAGACUGGGAAGACCUCGAGGGAUACGACAUCGACCGUUAUGGCUUCAUCAGCCCGCGCAAGCCAGAGAAGAGCAACGGCACACCCGCUGAGCCUAGAUCGUCGCAGUCAGCGCCCAGAAGGAAGCACGUCUUUUCAAAGCGAGAUGCCUUUGGGUUGGGCUUGCCAUCCAGAGGACCCAGUAGGAAGGUGUCCGCUCGAUCGCUCAAUACUCAAGGAUCCAAGGCUUCGGUUGCGUCUCGUCGGUCGACCCGAUCCGCAAUCAGACAAGCAGGAAACCUGCUCCUACACAAUCGCGAUCGACGAUGGAUGGACGAGGCUGGAGAAAUGCUUUCGCUUUCAUUGGGCGACGAAGAGAAGGUAGAGAAAAUCUCCGAGGCCAUUAAGAAGAAGGAAUGGGAGAGGUCUGAAAAGUGGCGUAAAAUGGCCAAGAUCGUCAAGAAGGGGAAAGACGGCGAAGGCAUGGAAUUCGAUUUCGAUGUUAAGAACCAAAAGCUCAUCGACAGGACGUGGAAAGGCAUACCCGACCGAUGGAGAGCAUCUGCCUGGUACUCGUUCAUGGCAACCAGCGCCAGAGCUCACAAGGACUCCCCGUCUGAGGAUUCCAUCAUCACCGACUUUCAUCGCCUUCAGUGCAGAGGCUCGCCGGACGAUGUGCAAAUCGACCUGGACGUUCCACGCACCAUCAGCAGGCACGUCAUGUUCCGGAAGCGCUAUCGAGGUGGUCAGCGCUUGCUCUUCCGAGUCUUGCACGCGUUAUCGCUUUAUUUCCCGAAUACUGGCUACGUUCAAGGCAUGGCUUCGUUGGCGGCAACGUUGCUCUGCUACUUUGACGAAGAGAAGUGUUUUGUCAUGCUCGUACGCAUGUGGCAACUACGGGGCCUAGAGAAGCUGUACAGUCCUGGCUUUGACGGCCUGAUGGCAGCUUUGAACGACUUUCAAACCAAGUGGCUGGAUGGCAAGGACGUCGCCAAGAAGCUGACUGAGCUCUGCAUCGAUCCUACAGCCUACGGUACCCGAUGGUACCUAACACUAUUCAACUUAUCCAUCCCUUUCGCGGCUCAGCUCCGCGUUUGGGAUGUCUUCCUACUUCUUGGAGAAAACCCCACAGACUCCCCCAAAGUCCCUGAAUCUCCCGUCACCAUGAACGGCAUCGACAUUCUGCACUCUACCAGCGCGGCUUUGAUUCAUGCACUGCGAGACGUUCUUCUUGACUCAGACUUUGAGAACGCAAUGAAGGCUUUGACCUCUUGGAUUCCGGUCAAAGAUGAGGAUAUCCUGAUGAAGGUGACACGAGCUGAGUGGAAGGCCAGACAGAAGAGGAAGUAG